Molecule: messenger RNA, 1270 nt
Organism: Lepus europaeus (European hare)
Lineage: Eukaryota; Metazoa; Chordata; Mammalia; Lagomorpha; Leporidae
Gene: TAX1BP3
Product: Tax1 binding protein 3
Exons: 4
Coding region: 99-473 (124 amino acids)
Biological process (GO): neurotransmitter receptor transport, endosome to postsynaptic membrane; neurotransmitter receptor transport postsynaptic membrane to endosome
Cellular component (GO): postsynaptic membrane; postsynaptic density; adherens junction
Molecular function (GO): protein binding
Source: RefSeq, a predicted model, not a curated record
CCAGCCAGGGUGCCUUUGUUAACCAGGGAGGGAGCGGCCGCGGCAAUCCCAGCUGCGGGCUUCGCUGAGCGGUCCCCGGUUACCAGAUUGGGGUCGAGAUGUCGUACAUCCCGGGCCAGCCGGUCACUGCGGUGGUGCAAAGAGUUGAAAUUCACAAGCUGCGUCAAGGGGAGAACUUAAUCCUGGGCUUCAGCAUUGGAGGGGGCAUCGACCAGGAUCCCUCCCAGAACCCCUUCUCGGAGGACAAGACAGACAAGGGCAUUUAUGUCACACGGGUGUCCGAAGGAGGCCCUGCUGAAAUUGCUGGCCUGCAGAUUGGAGACAAGAUCAUGCAGGUGAACGGCUGGGACAUGACCAUGGUCACACACGACCAGGCCCGGAAGCGGCUCACCAAGCGGUCGGAGGAGGUGGUGCGCCUGCUGGUGACGCGGCAGUCGCUGCAGAAGGCCGUGCAGCAGUCCAUGCUGUCCUAGCAGCCCGCCAGGCUCCCUGGCUCGUGUCUGUCUGUACAGCGACACUACUUCCCACGCGCUAUCUGUCCCACGUCCUGCCGCAGCUGAUCCCAGAGGUCUGAUCCUGCCUCCCUGUCACACUCCCGCCCCCAGCCCGAGGCCUCUGGGACCAGCUGGCUCCCUCGGAAACUGAGGGCUGGGAAGAAGGGUCUGGAGCCCAGUGGCUGCCAGGCUGCAGGGACCCUAGGCUCAGCCCCCAGACCCUGCUGCCUGCACAGCAGUGCCCCAGGGAAGCCGGAAAGACUUCCUAAGAGCUGCCAAAGCUAGGGAAGGCUGGUGGGGGGGACGCCUUUCCCACCCUGCCCUGCCUCCCGUGUCACCUCCGCAGUGCCUGUGCCCCACACUUUCUCCGUGUUGUCCACUAGGGGCUGGCCCCAUGCUGCGAGAGGCACUGGGAAGGCCUGCCCCAGGGGAGGCAGGCAGGCCCCUUGUUCACCCCACUUCCCAGGGGUGGCCUCCCUGGGGCCUGCCUGCCUGCAGGAUGUAGCAGAGGCCUGAGGUGAACAUCUCAGGAUUGCCACUGUCCUCCACGCCUGUGGGUUUAACUUUUGUAUUUUUUUAGUCACAACUUUGAUACAAAGCCUUUUUAUCAUACUGUUUGGAGAUGCCCACUCUGCUCUGUAAUUUAGCUUACUAAUUCACAUCUGGGGCAGCUCCUAGCAAGUGGACCAGCCUCACUCUGGUUACCAUGGAAACGGGGCUGGAGGCCACUGUUCCACCCCUUCCGUCUGCCCAAUAAACAACGCUGGAAUCCAUGA